GUUCGAUUCUCUCGAGGUCACCCUGGCCAUUGCCGCCGCCCGCAAUGUCCUCUACAAUCCCCGCCGAGGACGACGAUAUAUUCGAGCGUCUCCAGCAACGCGCCGAUCCGAAGGUACUAGAGGAACGGCAGGACGCCAUCAAUGAACGGGUCCAUGCAAUUUAUCAGAAAGCCCAGACCCGGCUGGGAGAAUUGAUUGACCAAAAUUCCACCUUGCCAUGCGCCAUCUCCUCAAUUCAGGUCCUUAACGCUCAUCACACGCGCAGGGGCUUCCUGGAGCGUAUAUUUGACCCAUUGCUGAGUACUCACCAAAAAAGGCCCUACACGCUCUCCGAGGCCUUACGGGAAGUCUCGGCACGCGCGGACAAACUCGGCAGAUUCGACCUCUUCCAGCAGCCCAUUUCAGUGUACCUGGACCAAUCACCAGAAGCCGACGCCCGGACAGGACUGUCGAGUCUCAAUGUUUAUGUCUCGGUGAAGGAGAAGUCGCGCGUUCUGCUCAAGACCGGAACAGACCUUGGGAACACGGAAGGCUCUGCCUACGGUAAUCUGCUUUGGCGCAAUGUGUUUGGUGGCGCUGAAAACCUGAAUUUAAAUGCGUCCCUGGGCACUAGAACAAGAUCCGCUUAUCAAGCCACAUUUGAGACCCCCAUUCUCAGCGACCCUGACUUCCGGUUUGAGAUUGGUGGACUUGCCAGCUCCACCCAAAAGUCGUGGGCUAGCCAUGAAGAGGUAUUAAAAGGUGGUUGGGGCAAACUCCGAUGGAUGAGUCAGUCCGGACACCGCCACGAAGCUGGGUACAAUGGCUUCUGGAGACAGGUGACAAGCCUGGCUGAAAAUGCCUCCCCCACGAUUCGGGCAGAUGGCGGGGACAGUGUAAAGAGCAGUCUCUUCCACAGUUGGGCCAAGGACGGAAGAGAUAACCCCCUUCUCCCGUCCCGCGGGUAUUAUGCCAAAACGUUCAACGAGCUGGCCGGACUGGGGCCAUUGAAGGGCGAUGUUUCUUUCUGGAAAUCCGAAAUUGAAACACAGGGCGCAGUCCCAAUCCCGAUCCCCGGCGUCAAAGGCGACAGCGGCAUCUCCCUGACUGCAGGGUUCCGCGCCGGACUUCUUUACCCCCUUGGAUUUGAUUCCGAUUCAAGGCCCCUACUGUCUCGCACCAACGAUCGUUUCCUGCUUGGAGGGCCGACGGAUGUUCGCGGUUUCCGUCUAUGCGGUCUUGGGCCUCAUGACGGGGCCGAUGCUGUCGGGGGCGAUGUCUAUGCCGCAGGAAGUGCCAACUUACUCCUUCCGCUCCCUCGCGUUGGCGCCGAAAAGCCCCUGCGCCUGCAGGCAUUCGUGAACGGUGGCCGGUUGUUGCCUCUACGCACUGCUCAGAAGACCACGCCCAGCACGGAUGCAGAGGUGGCCAACGCCAUGACGUCGACAAUCUCCGAGCUGGGGAAUGGCCUUCCCAGCAUCGCCGCGGGAGUUGGACUUGUGUACGCCCAUUCGGUUGCCAGGUUUGAGCUGAACUUCUCCCUGCCCUUGGUUUUACGGAAAGGCGAAGAAGGAAGGAAGGGGUUGCAGCUGGGGAUUGGCAUUAUCCACCAGCAGCCCUACGGCGCCCAGGCCUCCGCGCAAAACCUCCAGUUCUACCCUUCCUCCUACUCUUCGGUUUCGGGCCAUACCACACCAUCACAGGCAUCCUAUGGCGGCUUUGGUGCCGCCCCGAAUCCAGGUGCGCCGGCAUACCCCAUGGGAGGAGUCGGCAGUGGGUAUGGUGGCUUUGCGUCUCCGGCUGCUGGGGUCAGUGGGAGGAUGGGCGAACAGAGUGGGCUGCGAACUGGCUGGUUGGCUGCGUUUGGGACGGAGGGAUAUGACGGCGAGCCACCGUUGCUAGAAGAGCUGGGGGUGAAUUUCGAACACAUUAGAACCAAGACCUUGACCGUGCUUAAUCCUUUUGCCCGCAUCGAUCAGCACCUCAUGGACGACAGCGAUCUCUAUGGCGCGCUGCUCUAUAUCGUCCUCUACGGAACGUUCCUUCUUCUCUCCGGCAAGGUAUUCUACGGCUAUAUCUACGGCGUGGCCGUCUUCGGGACCGUUGCCUUGCAUCUAAUCCUUAGCCUGAUGUCACCGGCCCUCGACACCGUGCACACUCCCAAUGCCGCCCACCCUACCAACUACGACCCUCAUCAUAAGCCCACCCUGUCCGACGCCUCGGCUGCCGGUCACUUCUCCGCCACCCUUACUUUCCCUCGCUCGGCCAGUGUGCUGGGCUACUGCUUCCUGCCGCUGGUUCUGACCAGCUUGGUCGGAAUCCUCAUCCCUAUGGACACCAUGUUUGGGUACCUGUUAACGACGGCAGCCGUGGGCUGGUGUACCUUCAGCUCCUCGGGAAUGUUUUGCGCCGUCGCACGCAUGCGGGGGAUGAGGGGUCUCGUUGCAUAUCCGCUGGCGCUCUUCUAUGUUGUUUUUGGUAUUAUGGGCAUCUUUUCUUCACGAGGGAGUGGAACUCUGGCCGCCAAGACAGGUGCUGCUUGA
Messenger RNA from Aspergillus steynii IBT 23096, 2522 nucleotides. RefSeq names its product Yip1-domain-containing protein. Gene Ontology annotation, biological process: endoplasmic reticulum to Golgi vesicle-mediated transport; vesicle fusion with Golgi apparatus. The record is from RefSeq and is a predicted model, not a curated record. The coding region runs from base 45 to 2522 and encodes 825 amino acids. NCBI's taxonomy places the organism in Eukaryota, Fungi, Ascomycota, Eurotiomycetes, Eurotiales, Aspergillaceae. The transcript has 7 exons. Gene Ontology annotation, cellular component: trans-Golgi network; outer membrane.